This is a messenger RNA of Candoia aspera, 557 nucleotides long. It is a transcript of the gene NDUFC2, whose product is annotated as NADH:ubiquinone oxidoreductase subunit C2. Bases 60 to 356 code for a protein of 98 amino acids. Gene Ontology annotation, cellular component: mitochondrial inner membrane. The record is from RefSeq and is a predicted model, not a curated record. Lineage: Eukaryota; Metazoa; Chordata; Lepidosauria; Squamata; Candoiidae. The transcript has 3 exons. Gene Ontology annotation, biological process: mitochondrial electron transport, NADH to ubiquinone.
CGCGCGCAGCGCGGGGAAGGCGUUACGGGUAGGACCCUCCGCCGCCCUCGCCGCCCGCCAUGCAGCUCCGCUUCUCCGUCCCGGACGCGGCGCUGGCGCUGCCGCCGCCGCCGCUGCUCAGCUUCCCCUCCGUCUGGACGGCGGGCUGCUUCUGGAUCAGCGCCCUGCUGGACAACGGCGUCAACCGCAGGCCCGUCCUGCGCGCCGGUCUCCAUCGUCAGGUCCUGAUGAUCACUCUGGGUUUUUGUUUGGGCUACUACGUGAAGAGGUUCUCCAAUUACUAUUAUGCUGAGAGGGACAGGGAGCUUUUCAGCUACAUAAAGCAACAUCCCGAGGACUUUGUGGAAAAAGGAUAAUUUCCUGUUUUGGUAGAACCAAGAAAGGUGGGCGAUAUUCUGGAAGACUUCACCCCAAUUCGCUGAAGACUGCAAGCAGAUCCGGCCAUCUUUGGUGUGUCUUUCGCGACACCCCGCUCUUGCGCAUGGAAGCCCUUGGGGUCAAAUAGCCGGCUGACCAAUGUGGAUCGUAUCCUUUCUAAUUAAAGCUAUAUGAAGGUG